Magallana angulata is the source of this 6488-nucleotide messenger RNA. RefSeq lists its product as uncharacterized. Lineage: Eukaryota; Metazoa; Mollusca; Bivalvia; Ostreida; Ostreidae. The record is from RefSeq and is a predicted model, not a curated record. The transcript has 20 exons. Gene Ontology annotation, cellular component: cell surface. Bases 87 to 4373 code for a protein of 1428 amino acids. Gene Ontology annotation, biological process: signal transduction.
GUAAAUAUGAAACAUUGUUCAUUUUAAGUAUUUUAAAAACCGGAUUCAUGUCAGAUAUUUUUUAAAUACAUAUGAAGGUCUGAAAUAUGAUUUACGAGUUUAUUGCUGUGUCUACCUUUCUGGCGAGCUGUUUGAAUGGGCAAUCCUUUAUUGGGCAAACCGCAAUAUACCAAGAAAGUGAGAUAUCUGUUGAACAUUUACGGACAUUCUUCCUACCUCAGGAUACAUCUCGGUCGCAAAUAUUCGGGAAAAUCAAACAAGAUUUUUUUCAUUUCCUAAAAGAAGAUCUCCUGGGGAAAGAGUAUAUAGUAACAGCUUUGAAAGGAUCGAAAUCAAAUCAUUUUCUGAUAGUUGUCAAUCCCUCUGAUCAAAAUAUUACUAUUGAGAUUGAAUACCCAAAAUAUGAUAGAUACACGUCUAUACCAUGUCUAAAUGGUACAUUGACUUUAAAACUUCAACCCCACCAAACAGACGCUUUACGGUUUGAAUGUGACGUCGCUGGAACAUUUGUGAAUGCUUCGAGAGCGAUGGCUCUGUACUUUGUCUCUACAACUCCUAGCAUAACACUGACUGAACAGGUUCUUCCAAUUAAACUAUGGGGUCAGCACUAUGUGGUGUUACCUUCUGGGAAUCCAGACGACAAGCAGAUUAUUCUCAUUCAAACUGCACAUAACAAUACUGAUGUCCACAUUUUGGGUUAUGAUUACGUCAUUGUUCCAAAUAGAUUUCUCAGCAUACAGAGGCGCAUCAUGGGGACAUUUCCGGUGACGAUCAAGUCAUCCAAACCUGUAUCUGUGUCUCAUGUGUUGUUCUCCGUCAACGAAACAGAGAGUGUGAUGGUCAAUAUCGUUCCUGUAAAAUACAGCGUCGAAAAAAACACUCUGCAAAACUCCCCUGUGUUUGAAUAUGGGUAUUUGAAAAAUUCUGGUUUGGAGGGGAGCCUUAAGGUGCCUCUGUCGCAAUAUACAUAUAAUAAUGGUAGCUUUGACACGUUGCCAGAUACUGUAUAUGGAUGCACAAUGAUGCACACAAGUGCAUCUGAACCAUUGUAUCCCAGAACAAACUGUGGUAAUUGGAACGAUUCCAAGACAGACAACCCCUGGCCUAUAAUGACACCAGGGGACGGAAUAGACAACAAUGACAACGACCAGGUAGAUGAAGAAGAUUGCUUUUCAGAUUUUAUGAACAACAAAAGUACAACUAUUAACAAAACAGAUUGCAAAGUCAGUCCAGACAAUCCCGAGACUCUCUUUGUGAUCCCGACCCCCGAUGAUGAUAGUCUAAUCUUGCAUUGUCCGAUAAUGAACGACGGUGAGGCGUCGUUCUCUUACGAUAAAGGAAUGCAGUGGAGUGACACAACCGGAAACGUGGAAAUCAAACUUGGACAUUUACUUCUUCUUAAAAUGAAAUUUAAUACCAAAAUCAACGUGAUAAAAUGUCAUUACAAAAGUAAUGACACGCAGCAAAUUUCAAACGACUUUUCGAUCCCCUCGGUGGAAAACUUGCAAACACAGUAUGUUGCUGUCUUGCCAAUCUCCACAACAAUCGGAAGUCAAUUCAGUGGAGCAAUUUGCGGUGUUGGAAAUGUAUUUGACAGAACUAAUUUUACUUUUGAUGGAAAAAAUAAAAUUAUUUCUCAUGGAAAUAGUUUUAUUAAACAAAGCAUACGCGAAGACGAGAUAAAUAUGAACCAAGCAUUUAUAAUUGCAAGUCACAUCAUAUCAGUACACUGCUACGUCAAAUAUAAUGAAUAUUAUGUCAUAAAUCAUCUCAUGCCUGUGUCUGGCAAUUCAUUCACCAUCAACAAAACCUCCAAAUACUCUUCAGAAGAACAACUGACAGUAAUAUCUACAGACAGUAAUACCCUCAUACACGUAGUAGGUUUGAACCAAUCAGAAUGCAGCUGUUCCAGAAAUGAGUAUUAUUUGCUGAUAGAGAAAGGCGGUGAUAUCAGACGUUUUCCGAUGGAAGAGGAAUUUGAUGUCUUCUAUAUUCAGUCCAACAAACCUGUGAUUGUGAUGAUUUUCUACAAAAAUGAAAAAAUUGGUUCUUCGUCUUCAUACUUGUAUCAUCUUGAUUAUGUUCCACCAACUAACUUGCAGAGUACCGACAACUUAUGGUCUGAUCAGAGUUUUAAAAGGAGAUACGGUUCAACAUCCAAUCAAAUUCCCGGAGAUCAGAUAGACAAUGACCAAGAUGGAUUAACUGAUGAAGAAUACUGCGGACUUCUAUGGGGUGAUACCGACGUUUUGGAUGUUGAUUUGGAUGGCUCAUUAAACGAAGACUGUAAAGGAUGCCCCGAAGGACAGGAGCUUGAACCUGUAAUGAUAUGCAGCGAUUGCAAUAUCGGAACCUAUCGUGAAAAUUCAUCAUUAAUAGAUAUACCGGUGUGCCAAGCUUGUGCUAAAAACAUGACAACUUUUUACACCAAAAGCGUUUCUUCAGCCGACUGUUUUCCUAUUUGUGAAGAGGGGAUGGAACUUGACAAUGUAACUAGGACCUGUAGACCGUGUCUAGUCGGCUACUACAAGGAUAUCUCGGCAAACGACACUGAAAAAAACGUCACAGAGAGAUUCUGGUGUAAAAAGUGUCCAGAAAACGAGACAACUUAUACCAGCGGAACAGUAGAUGGGGGCCAGUGCAUUGAUCACUGUGGUGUUGGGAUGUACUUGGAGGGAAAUGGCUGUCAUCAGUGUGGUGUAGGGUUCUUCAAGAAUACCUCCAGCGAAAUGUCUGAGCUGAGGGAGGAACUGAGGUGGAAUUGUUCGAAGUGUCCGGAAGGACAAACGACAAGUUCAACAGGGGCAGACAAAUGUAUCGCUAUUUGUGAAGAGGGGGUGGAACUUGACAAUGUAACUAGGACCUGUAGACCGUGUCUAGUCGGCUACUACAAGGAUAUCUCGGCAAACGACACUGAAAAAAACGUCACAGAGAGAUUCUGGUGUAAAAAGUGUCCAGAAAACGAGACAACUUAUACCAGCGGAACAGUAGAUGGGGGCCAGUGCAUUGCUAUUUGUGAAGAGGGGGUGGAACUUGACAAUGUAACUAGGACCUGUAGACCGUGUCUAGUCGGCUACUACAAGGAUAUCUCGGCAAACGACACUGAAAAAAACGUCACAGAGAGAUUCUGGUGUAAAAAGUGUCCAGAAAACGAGACAACUUAUACCAGCGGAACAGUAGAUGGGGGCCUGUGCAUUGCUAUUUGUGAAGAGGGGGUGGAACUUGACAAUGUAACUAGGACCUGUAGACCGUGUCUAGUCGGCUACUACAAGGAUAUCUCGGCAAACGACACUGAAAAAAACGUCACAGAGAGAUUCUGGUGUAAAAAGUGUCCAGAAAACGAGACAACUUAUACCAGCGGAACAGUAGAUGGGGGCCAGUGCAUUGCUAUUUGUGAAGAGGGGAUGGAACUUGACAAUGUAACUAGGACCUGUAGACCGUGUCUAGUCGGCUACUACAAGGAUAUCUCGGCAAACGACACUGAAAAAAACGUCACAGAGAGAUUCUGGUGUAAAAAGUGUCCAGAAAACAAGACAACUUAUACCAACGGAACAGUAGAUGGUGGCCAGUGCAUUGAGCUGUGUAUAGCGGGGAAAGAAUUCAACAAGACAACGGGGUUGUGUGAUCCAUGUAAUUAUGGAUUCUUCAAGAACGUCAGCGGCAACCAUAUUGAUUGUUAUAAAUGUCCGGACAACUUUACAACGUGGCAUGUUGGAGGAACGGAAAAAACACAAUGUAAACCAGCCUUUUGUGAUGAUGGUAAGCAGUCCAACAAUGUAACCGGAACUUGUGAACCGUGCCCAGUUGGAUUCUACAAAGGUCCAUCAAACGAUCGAUGUCAGAAGUGUCCACCAAACAAGACAACUUUCACAAAUGGAUCGGUAUCACUUGAUGAAUGCAUAGAGAACUGUUUUAAGGGAAACGAAUACAACUCAACAACUAGGAAAUGUGCUCCCUGUAAUCAUGGGUUCUUCAAGAAUAUCAGUGGAAACCAUAUUGACUGUUAUCAAUGCCCAGUUAACCACACGACAAAGGUGCUAGGAGCAACCGACAUUUCACAGUGCAAACCAGCCGGUUGCAUGUGUCCUUGUAAUAUGGUACAUACACCUAAAAAUUUCACGGACGAGGAAUUAACGAAAAAUAUAGAAGAGAUGAAGAAAAAGCUUGCUGUCAACAAGCAACAACUAUCAUCAAGCAUCCGGAAGAAGAUCAGCGUCAAGGAUGACCGCCCCUCGGCCAAGGCUGUGGGGUCGGUGGGCGUGGUCAUCCUCGCGGUGUGCUUUGGCUUGCUUAUCGCCCUUGAUUAUGUCACUUUAACCAGGCACAUUCUUGGGCUCCUCAGAGAAAUCAGAAAUCGUUUUCUGAGGAAUUGAACUUGAGUAUUUGGUAAAUGUUUACUGUAUAUGAUUCAGUGGGUUUUUUCUCUUUUAUCGCAACUGUACUUAACUGUAUACACUGUAUGUUUAAAUUUGAAUACUUGGGGAUCAUUUUUUAAUGUUUACAUUGAACUGGUUUUUUUUUUUUACUUCAAAUUGUUUUCCUCAGAUCGUGGAAUUCUGAUUUUCUGUUGUAACAUUUUAUCAUGCAAUAGAAGACAGGAUGAUGGGAAAUAUUUGGUCUCCAUAAAGAAAUGAGAUAAUAUUGAAUACACAUGUAGAUUUUACGGUGAUGUUUCUUAGUUUUUUAUAAGACUCCGAACUCGGAACAGAUGUAGAACCAUUAAAUCAUCACUUCAUUUGUACUAGUGUAUUAGAGUGCGCUACCUGCUUAUUUAAUCGUAGCUUUAAGAAGAACAUGUUUCCUUGUGUAUACCUACAUAUAUGUUGAACUUUGCACCCCUCCAUUUACUGUUGGAACAAUUUUAAUAUGCACUUUAUCAAGCCGUCCAAACUUAAUUCUAUCAAAAGAUCUUUUUGCAGCUAGUCUACAUGUAGCUUGAAUACUUACUGUAUUUGUACUACUGUAAAUGAAUGGAAUCACUCGUUUGAAAUAUUUUGUUUUGUUUUUAUAAUUGUUUUAAAUUUAUAGCCCUCCCUACAAUUUACAUAUGUUUAUGGAGUUAUUGGAUAUGGCUGAUGAUCGGAGAUCGUUAAGGGAAUGUACGAUACGACCAUCUUGUACAUUUGAGAAUAAAAAUGUAAUAAUUUCGUGAACUGGCUUGUUAUUGCCCAAAACUGACCAAAAUUGUUGUCAGAAGAUAAAAGAAAUCAAUAAAUAUGAGGUUCUACUGUUGUUUUGUAAGCAAAUUAUGCUUACAAGAACAGAGCAGUGCGUUAAUUUUUAAUCACUUAGAACUUCGCAGCUACAGAAUUAAAUUCAAAAUUUACAAAUCUGAAAAAAAUAUGAAAGAAUGUCGUUUAUAGUGUCCUCUCUAUAAUAGUUAUAAGUUUUCUAUUUAAAAUAAAUCUUCUAAAUAAGUCUACGGCUGCGCAGUUGUGCAGCUGUUUUAAGUUAUCGAAACGGUAUUGGUCUGUUCUUGUACAGUGUUGUAUGCGUUACUUGCAUACAAAACAACAUGUAAAACCUUAUAAUUUUUUUUUUUGGGGGGGGGGGGUUCUCUUAGGUGCAGUUUUGAACGGUUUCGGUCGGAAACAAGCCAAUAUUCAAAAAUGUUUACAUUUUAAUCAUCAAAUGCACAAGAUGGCCGCGCAACCCCCUUAAAGGUGACGUUAAGACGGAAUAACACACCUGGCAAAAGUCACUCAAAUUAACUGUAAAAGAUUUGAUUAUGAAAGAAUUCAUAAUAAAUAUAUUAACUGUACGUAUGUCAAAUAAGCGAAAAAUUUGCAGUUUGGAGAUUAAAAAAAUUAAUAUCUAAAAAAUUCAAUUCAGUAAGUAACAACUAAAGCCCCUGCGGGAUGCGAACUUUGAAAGUAUACGGAUCACAAGCCCGACACAUUUUCCACUCGCCUAUGGAGUAAGCUACAAAAUACCGUCGGUAUUUUUUUCUUAAACGACUUUAAAAAAAAAAAUAACUAAAAUUAAUUAGCCUCUGGAGUCUUCGUAAUAAUACUGCAAGUUGUAGUUUUCGAGAAAAGGAGUUUUGUAGAAUUCCCCAAAACAUCCCUAUGGGUGAUAUAUCCGUGCUAUCAAUGUGGCAUAAUUAUUCGUGAUCAGUUAAAACCUAGCUAUUGAGAGCACGGAGUGCACGCAGACAGACUUCCAUAUACGAAUAGUUGUACCUAAUAUGUAAACAACAUUCUUAUAAGGAAGAAUUUGUUGUUCCUCAGGUCUAGCGUACUGAUUGACAAUAACUAUGAUUUGCGUAUUAAAUGGAAACAGAGGGAAAUGUUGAUUUUAAAAAUACGUUUUCUUUGGCGGUUUAUAUAGGCUAUUAAGCGGAGAUCAUUGAAGAGAAAAUUAAGCCCGUUUCUAACAAUAAAAAGGGCAUUUCAUUGCAUAAAUUCAUGUAAGUUUCGUCAUUGUGUCCCCUCCCCUCUCUUUCUUUCAAAGAAGGGGGGGGGGGGGGUUGGCGACUCUAGACUCAC